CUCUACUCGGAAAACAAGCUUUUGAACAAGCCUUGAACAAUCAAGCAAACAAACUGCAAGAUUACACUAGACUAAAGUUUGACCCAUCGUAAGGACUAGAGAAAGAGUGGUGCAAGUGCCGUAUAGUUGCGGAAAUGACUGAUGACAGCCAGUCAUGUAAUACUCCCCUGCACACUGCUGCAAGCCGUGGGGACUUAGAUGAGGUCAGAGAGCUGUUGAAAACAAAGCAAUAUGAAGUCAACGUCAGAAACUCACACAACCAAACAUCUCUUCAUCUUGCAUGUGCUAAUGGUCAUCUCGAUACGGUUUGGACACUAGCCAAUGACUUUGGUGCUGACAUAGGAGCUAUUGAUAAUGAUGGAAAUACACCAAUGCUUUUUGCUGCUAAGAACAAACAUGUGCAAAUAAUUAUAAUGUUGCUUCUAUUAUCAAUGUGUUGUAGACGCCUCUCCAACGGAGACUACGUGUCCUGCUCCUUUAGUCGUAGUGAAAUGGAUUCUGAUCACACUAAAAUGUUUGAGGACGUCCUCUUUGAGUAUUACAAUGAUUCUGAAGCUGUGGAGAAAACUAUGCGUCUGAUAAGCAAAUACUUUGUUGAUUAUAUUCAAUUCAAGGAUUAUAAAGAUGAUGGCUUUAUUGCAUUGUUUGUAGCUGCAUCACUCGGUCUCAAAGACUUGAUUAAUCGACUAGUUACACAGAAUAAAGUAGACCUGAAUAUUAGGGGAUUCCAUGGCUUAUCUGUUCUCCACUGUGCCUGUUUUGGAGGACAAUUCCAGUUCAUGGAGAAUCUUAUUUCAGAACAUCUUAUGGACCUUUCUGUUAAGGAUACAGAUGGGUACUCAGUUUUGCAUUACGCAACUUUAAAGGGGACUCCCUAUGCAUGCAAUGGUGGUCAUAUAGAACUGAUAGACAAAUUAGUGCUUGAAUAUGGCCUCAAUCCCGCAGAUAAAGAUAAUAAUGGUAACACACCUCUACAUACUGCAGCCGCUAAAGGACAUGUUGAAACAGUGAGACACCUGAUUAGCAAGCACAGUGCUGAUACUGAUUGCACUAAUAAUCAGAACAGUACUCCAUUGAUGCUAGCUGUGUUUAAUGGUUGUGUGCAUGUUUUGGAUAUGCUAAUCAAAGAAUUCAACAGCAGUUGUCAUGUCCGAGGUUACAAUGGUUAUACUCUCCUUCACUAUGCAUGCAAUGGUUGUCAUAUAGAACUGAUAGACAAAUUAGUGCUUGAAUAUGGCCUCAAUCCCGCAGAUAAAGAUAAUGAUGGUAACACACCUCUACAUAUUGCAGCCUCCUUUAAAGGACGUGUUGAAACAGUGAGACACCUGAUUAGCAAGCACAGUGCUGAUAUUGAUUGCACUAAUAAUCAGAACAAUACUCCAUUGAAUCUAGCUGUGUGGACUGGUCGUGUGCAUGUUUUGGAUAUGCUAAUCAAAGAAUUCAACAGCAGUUGUCAUGUCCGAGGUUACAAUGGUUAUACUCUACUUCACCAAGCAUGUGAAGGUGGUCAUAUAGAACUGAUAGACAAAUUAGUGCUUGAAUAUGGCCUCAAUCCCGCAGAUAAAGAUAAUAAUGGUAACACACCUCUACAUACUGCAGCCGCUAAAGGACAUGUUGAAACAGUGAGACACCUGAUUAGCAAGCACAGUGCUGAUGUUGAUUGCACUAAUAAUCAGAACGAUACUCCAUUGAUGCUAGCUGUGUUUAAUGGUUGUGUGCAUGUUUUGGAUAUGCUAAUCAAAGAAUUCAACAGCAGUUGUCAUGUCCGAGGUGACAAUGGUUUUACUCUUCUUCACUAUGCAUGCAAUGGUGGUCAUAUAGAAAUGAUAGACAAGUUAGUGCUUGAAUAUGGCCUCAAUCCCGCAGAUAAAGAUAAUGAUGGUAACACACCUCUACAUAUUGCAGCCAUUAAAGGACAUGUUGAAACAGUGAGACACCUGAUUAGCAAGCACAGUGCUGAUGUUGAUUGCACUAAUCAUGUCCGAGAUUACUACGGUUCUACUCUCCUUCACUAUGCAUGCAAUGGUGGUCAUAUAGAACUGAUAGACAAAUUAGUGCUUGAAUAUGGCCUCGAUCUCGCAGAUAAAGGUAAUGAUGGUAACACACCUCUACAUAUUGCAACCAUGAGAGGACAUGUUGAAACAGUGAGACACCUGAUUAGCAAGCACAGUGCUGAUGUUGAUUGCACUAAUAAUCAGAACGCUACUCCAUUGAUGGAAGCUGUUCGGAAGGGUCGUGUGCAUGUUUUGAAUAUGCUAAUCAAAGAAUUCAACAGCAGUUGUCAUGUCCGAGGAUACAACGGUCGUACUCUCCUUCACCAAGCAUGCGAUGGUGGUCAUAUAGAACUGAUAGACAAAUUAGUGCUUGAAUAUGGCCUCAAUCCCGCAGAUAAAGAUAAUAAUGGUAACACACCUCUACAUACUGCAGCCGCUAAAGGACAUGUUGAAACAGUGAGACACCUGAUUAGCAAGCACAGUGCUGAUACUGAUUGCACUAAUAAUCAGAACAGUACUCCAUUGAUGCUAGCUGUGUUUAAUGGUUGUGUGCAUGUUUUGGAUAUGCUAAUCAAAGAAUUCAACAGCAGUUGUCAUGUCCGAGGUUACAAUGGUUAUACUCUCCUUCACUAUGCAUGCAAUGGUUGUCAUAUAGAACUGAUAGACAAAUUAGUGCUUGAAUAUGGCCUCAAUCCCGCAGAUAAAGAUAAUGAUGGUAACACACCUCUACAUAUUGCAGCCUCCUUUAAAGGACGUGUUGAAACAGUGAGACACCUGAUUAGCAAGCACAGUGCUGAUAUUGAUUGCACUAAUAAUCAGAACAAUACUCCAUUGAAUCUAGCUGUGUGGACUGGUCGUGUGCAUGUUUUGGAUAUGCUAAUCAAAGAAUUCAACAGCAGUUGUCAUGUCCGAGGUUACAAUGGUUAUACUCUACUUCACCAAGCAUGUGAAGGUGGUCAUAUAGAACUGAUAGACAAAUUAGUGCUUGAAUAUGGCCUCAAUCCCGCAGAUAAAGAUAAUAAUGGUAACACACCUCUACAUACUGCAGCCGCUAAAGGACAUGUUGAAACAGUGAGACACCUGAUUAGCAAGCACAGUGCUGAUGUUGAUUGCACUAAUAAUCAGAACGAUACUCCAUUGAUGCUAGCUGUGUUUAAUGGUUGUGUGCAUGUUUUGGAUAUGCUAAUCAAAGAAUUCAACAGCAGUUGUCAUGUCCGAGGUGACAAUGGUUUUACUCUUCUUCACUAUGCAUGCAAUGGUGGUCAUAUAGAAAUGAUAGACAAGUUAGUGCUUGAAUAUGGCCUCAAUCCCGCAGAUAAAGAUAAUGAUGGUAACACACCUCUACAUAUUGCAGCCAUUAAAGGACAUGUUGAAACAGUGAGACACCUGAUUAGCAAGCACAGUGCUGAUGUUGAUUGCACUAAUAAUCAGACUGAUACUCCAUUGAUGCUAGCUGUGUUUAAUGGUUGUGUGCAUGUUUUGGAUAUGGUAAUCAAAGAAUUCAACAGCAGUUGUCAUGUCCUAGGUGACAAUGGUUAUACUCUCCUUCACUAUGCAUGCAAUGGUGGUCAUAUAGAAAUGAUAGACAAAUUAGUGCUUGAAUAUGGCCUCAAUCCUGCAGAUAAAGAUAAUGAUGGUAACACACCUCUACAUAUUGCAGCCAUUGAAGGACAUGUUGAAACAGUGAGACACCUGAUUAGCAAGCACAGUGCUGAUAUUGAUUGCACUAACAACUACAACAAUACACCAUUGAUGGGUGCUGCGCUGAAUGGUCGUGUGCAUGUUUUGGAUAUGCUAAUCAAAGAAUUCAACAGCAGUUGUCAUGUCCGAGAUUACUACGGUUCUACUCUCCUUCACUAUGCAUGCAAUGGUGGUCAUAUAGAACUGAUAGACAAAUUAGUGCUUGAAUAUGGCCUCGAUCUCGCAGAUAAAGGUAAUGAUGGUAACACACCUCUACAUAUUGCAACCAUGAGAGGACAUGUUGAAACAGUGAGACACCUGAUUAGCAAGCACAGUGCUGAUGUUGAUUGCACUAAUAAUCAGAACGCUACUCCAUUGAUGGAAGCUGUUCGGAAGGGUCGUGUGCAUGUUUUGGAUAUGCUAAUCAAAGAAUUCAACAGCAGUUGUCAUGUCCGAGGAUACAACGGUCGUACUCUCCUUCACCAAGCAUGCGAUGGUGAUCAUAUAGAACUGAUAGACAAAUUAGUGCUUGAAUAUGGCCUCAAUCUCGCAGAUAAAGAUAAUGACGGUAACACACCUCUACAUGUUGCAGCCAUUAAAGGACAUGUUGAAACAGUAAGACUUUUGAUUACUCAACACAAAAUUGAUAUUAAUAUCACUAAUAAUGUUUACUCUACCCCAUUGUGUUUAGCAGCUGAAGGUGGUCAUGAGAUCGUGAUUCAUGCCUUUAGUAAAGAGUUUAAAUGCAGCCCACAUAACAGAGGCUACAAUGGUCAAACUCUGCUUCACUAUGCUUUCCAAAAUGGUCACGUAGAACUAUUGUAUAAACUGGUAGCUCAAUAUAAGGUGGAUCCAACAAUUAGAGACAAUGAUGGGAACACACCUCUACAUCUUUUGUGUCCUACACCGCAUACUGAAGACAUGCUAAGAACAAUCCUUUUCAAGUACCAGUACUGGACAGUGUUUCAAGUUAAUAAUAAAGGUAACACCCCUCUUCACACAGCAACUCUAUAUGGGCAAGCUCAUUGUGCACGUUUACUAUUGCAGAAGUAUGAAGCUCCACUUUUUGUGCGAAAUACAGAUGGGAAGACAGCCCUUGAUUUAGCUAAACUUCAGAGAAAACAAGAAAUUGUUACAAUUUAUGAAAAUCAUACUUCCAAACUCCAGUUAACCUAUGAGCAACUAGACGAACUUGCUAAACAAGAGUUUACUGGUGAAAAGAACCUCACCAGAAUAUUUGUUGUAGGGCAUCCAGGUGCAGGGAAAUCCACGCUUGUUGAGACUAUCAAAAAGAAAGGUUUCUUCAGCUACUUCAGCACGUCAACUGUUGCCCCUCACACUGCAGGCAUUAUUCCAAGUACUUAUGACAGUAGUUAUUAUGGAAGAAUGAUACUCUAUGAUUUUGCUGGUGAUUCCGAGUACUACUCCUCACAUGCUGCAAUUAUGGAGUCAAUCAACACAUCAAAAGGAAGUAAUAUAUAUUUGAUAGUUUGUGAUUUGAGUAAAGGCGAAGAAGCUGCUGCCACUAAAUACAGCUACUGGCUUUCAUUUCUAUCAUACAAUAUUAAGCAAUUCUCAAACAUGAUUAUCCUACCAGUGGGAAGCCACGCUGAUGUAAUCAACAAAACAUCAGUUGAACAAGUGUUACGUGUUCUUGACAGCGUAUCCCAAAAGUUCUGUAGCAGCUCUAAGAUUGAUGGCUUUCAAAUUGAACAAAGUGUUUCUCUUGAUUCUCGUAAACGAGGGACUGUAGUAAAUGACAUAAAAGAACUCACUAAGAAAUUUUCCAAUUUGGUAUCCCUUUCCCCAGAGACAAGCACACUCUUGGGAUUGUUGAAGAAAGACUUUGAACAUGUUCCAGCUUGCAAAGUAAGCCUCCUUAUCUCUCACAUAGAAGAGACGGGAAUUCCGCUGCGACUAAAUUCUUCAUUACUAUACACUCUCAUAAGAGAGUUACAUGAUUUGGGUCUGCUAAUGGUGAUAGAGAGAGAAGGGGACUCCAUUGAGAACCAUAUAAUAAUUCUCAAGAUAUCAACAUUCACAUCAAAUGUACACAAAAAACUCUUUUCAGAGUCUGCUAAAGCUGACCUCACAGAGCACAUUCAUCAACUCAAGUUUAGCGUAGGUAUUAUUCCAGAAUCACUACUGGAGAGAGUACUGCCAGAGUACAUCACAAAAGAAAGUCUACUGCAGUUGCAGUACUGUCACGAAAUUGAAAAUUUGCACGUGGAAAAGGACCACACUCUUUCUCAACUCACUUUAGAACCUGUACCAACAGAUAGUGCCACUAAAGAGAAAUCUCAUUUAUUUUUCCCUGCUCUGUGUGAUCUCAAGCUUGAGGACAUUCAAUGGCCUAAAUCCAAAGGUGAUAAGAUUACUUUGGGAUGGUAUGCUAAAUGUGAUGGUGACAGAUUCGACUUCUUCCCAACACGAUUUCUUCAUGUGCUUAUCGUUCACCUCUCUCACAACUUUGCAUUAAAACAAAACCUUCCAACAAGACACAGACUCUCACCUACAGCUUCCAAUUCUUUGAUUGCUGAGGUACAUGCUGCCAAUCCUAGCUGUCAUGUCUGGUCGACUGGUCUGCAUUGGCUUAUGAAGAAUGGAGUGGAAGUAUUUGUCGAUAUGCCUAAAGAAGCUGAUAGUAAAGAACUGGUUGUACUAGCAAAGAGUGACGUCCGAAAUCAAGCCAAGUGUUCUGAAACUCUGCAUCAAGUUAUUCAAAAGGUAGUGGAAACAAAAGUUGAAUUCUGUGCUAGUAUAGUGCCUACUGUUUACCUUCUUGAUCCGAGUAACCUCAAGGAUGAACCUUUUACGAAUGCUUUGAGUUCAUCUAAAUACGCUCUUAGUGAUAUCGAAGAAGCACUAGCAGAAGGCACUGAGGAAGUUGCCGAUAAAGACAGGCAAUGCUUCUCCACUCCGAUCAAAGAAUGGAUUAGCCCAACAAGAUGGGCCAUAUCUUACUGGAAUUUGUUUUUUCCAAUGAAUACCUUCUUGGUUCAUUCUGCUUUGCAAGAAGUAAAGGAUGCUCAAUGGAAACUGCUAGGAAUGAGUCUUCCGAUCCCCUGGAACAAAUUAGAUGACAUUGAGAAUAAUAACUCAUCAUACCCUGGUGACAUUGCUAAGAAAGAAGAAGUAAUUCGACUAUGGAUGUCUCAAGAACCCACCUGGAUAGUGUUGGUAGAUGCUCUCAAUCAAUCUGCAUAUGAAUGGUCACAGAAUUCAAGUCAAAUCUCACAAAAGCAUAAUGUGCCUCUACAAAAGAAAAUUCUCGAAAAAGAUUCAUCUCUCCGUCCUGACGAGGACUUUCUCCAAUCAUUUGCUGCCGUCAUUGGCUCUCGUUGGCAGUGUCUUGCUUUUCCCCUCUCCCUCACUUCUGAAGACAUUGUGAGCGUUAAGAGAGAGACAAGAGGAGCAGAGCCUACCAGACAAGCACUCGUCAUGCUGCAGAAGUGGGCAGCCAGGGAGACGGCAAUUUAUGGUCAGUUGAGAGAGAGACUCCGUACACUCUCAGUGUUUAAUAUCUGAGAAAAGUAUGUAGAUAAUUAUAGCUGUUUACGAAAAUGUAUCACCUUGUUUGUGUCACUCAUGCUUUGCCAUUAAAUUUAAACAACAAUGUCACAACUGCACUUUCAAUUUUUUACACUGCGUAUACAACCUUCAAAAAAGCACUUUAAUGUUGUCAAUUCUUAUUAGUUAAUUAUGCUCCCUCAAGUAAUUUUUGUAGCUUCAAAUAGUGUUGUACAAAAACUUCUGUAACAGUUCCAAGAUUGAUGGUUUACAAAGCAUUGCUCUGAUGUUGUAAACGAGAAGCUGUGAAUUACUUAUUGUUCUCUGUUGGAUUUUCCCCAGAGACAAGCUCUCUUCUGGGAUUGUUGAAAAACACUUUGACUAUGUUCCAGCUUGCAAAGUAAGUCUCCUUAUCUCUCACAUAGAAGAGACUUAAAUCCGGCUCACACCCUAAGAGAAUUACUCACAUCAGGUGUACCCAUAAUGAUCAAUUUAAAAGCAGACGUCAUCAGCUAGUCAACUCAAGCUCAGGGUAGUCAUCAUUAUUACAAAAUUGCUACUGCAUCGCUACUGCAUGGAAAAAAUACUACCACAAACUGCAGUACUGCUGAGAAUUUUAUAAGUGGAAGAGUACCACAGCCUUUCUCGAACUCACUUCAGAACCAGUACCAACUGAGAGUGCCACUAUAAAGAGAAAUUUCGUCUCCUUUUUGUGAUCUCUGGAUCAAAGGUGACCAAGGAUUUUUUGCUAAAUGUGAUGAUGGCAGAUUUGACUAUUUCCUAACGAUUUUGUUAUCUCAUUUCUCUCACACAGCUUUUCAUGAAAACAAAGCUUGCCAACAAGCCGCAGGCUCUGUAUAAUAUUGAACUUCUAAUUCUUCUACUUCUUUGAUUGCAGAGAUCCAAUUAUGCUGCCAAUCCUCGCUGUCAUGUCUGGUCUACAUGUAGUAAAUGAAAUAAAGGAACUAGCGAAGAGAUUAGAGUCUCUUUCCCCGGAGACAAGCACACUUCUGGGAUUGUUGAAGAAAGACUUUGAACAUGUUCCAGCGUGUAAAGUGAGCCUCCUUAUCUCUCACAUAGAAGAUACUGGAAUUCCUCUGCCACUAAAUUCUUCAUCACUAUACGUUCUCAUACAAGAGUUACAUGAUUUGGGUCUGCUAAUGGUGAUAGAGAGAGAAGGGGACUCCAUUGAGAACCACACAAUCAUUCUCAAGAUAUUAACCCUCACAUCGGAUGUACACAAUAAACUGUUUUCAAUGUCUGCUAAAGCUGACCUGACCAAGCAUAUCGAUCAACUCAAGCUCAGCGUAGAUAUUAUUCCAGAAUCACUACUGGAGAGAGUACUACCAGAGUACAUCACAAAAGAAAGUCUACUUAAGCUGUAGUACUGUCAAGAAAUCGAGAAUUUGUACGUGGAAGAGGACCACAGUCUUUCUCAAAUAACUUCUGUACCAGUACCAACAGAGGGUUCCACUAAAGAGAAAUCUCAUCUAUUUUUCCCUGCUCUAUGUGAUCUCAAGCUCGAGGAAAUUCAACGGCCAACAUCCGAAGGUGAUAAAGUUGCUUUGGGAUGGUAUGCUAAAUGUGAUGGUGACAGAUUUGAUUUCUUCCCAACAAGAUUUCUUCAUGUGCUUAUCGUUCACCUCUCUCACAACUUUGCACUGAAGCAAAGCCUGCCAACAAGACUCUCCACUACAGCUUCUGAUUCUUUAAUUGACGAUGUAUAUGCUGCCAAUUAUAGCUGUCGUGUUUGGUCGACUGGUCUGCAUUGGCUUAUGAAGAAUGGAGUGGAAGUAUUUGUCGAUAUGCCUAAAGACGCUGAUAGUAAAGAACUAAUUGUACUAGCAAGGAGUGACAUCCGAAAUCAAGUCAAUUGUUCCGAAACUCUGCAUCAAGUUAUUCAAAAUGUAGUAGAAGCAAAAGUUGAGUUCUGUGCUGGUAUAGUGCCUACUGUUUACCUUCUUGAUCCGAGCAAUAUCAAGGAUGAGCCUUUUACAAAUGCUAGAAAUUCACCUAAAUACGCUCUUAGAGAUAUUGAAGAAGCACUAGCAGAAGGCCCUGAGGAAGUUGCUGAUAAAGACAGACAAUGCUUCUCCACUCCAAUCAAAGAUUGGAUCAGCCCAACAAGAUGGGCCAUAUCUUACUGGAAUUUGUUUUUUCCAAUGGAUACCUUCUUGGUUCGUUCUGCUUUGCUAGAAGUAAAGGAUGCUCAAUAGAAACUGCUAGGAAUGAGUCUUCCAAUCCCCUGGAACAGAUUAGAUGACAUUGAGAAUAAUUAAUCAUGGUGAUAAUGCUAAAAAAGAAGAAGUAAUUCGCCUGUGGAUGUCUCAAGAACCCACGUGGAUAGUGUUGGUAGACGCUCUCAGUCAAUCUGCAUAUAUGGAUGGUCACAGAAUUCAAGUCAAAUCUCACGAAAGCAUAAUGUACCUCUACAAAAGAAAGUCAUCUGCGAAAUCAAUUCAUCUAUAUCCGUCCUGACAAGGAUUUUCCAAUCAUUUGCUGUCAUUAUUGGCUCUCGAUGGCAGUGUCUUGCUUUUCCCCUCUCCCUCACUUCUAAAGACAUUGUGAGCAUCAAGAGAGAGACAAGAGGAGCAGAGCCAACCAGACAAGCACUUGUCAUGCUGCAAAAGUGGGCAGCCAGGGAGACGACAACUUAUGGUCAGUUGAGAGAGAGACUCCGUACAUUUUCAGUGUUUCAUAUCUGAGAAAGUAUGUAGAUAAUUGUAGCUGCUUACAAAAAUUUAUCACCCAAUGCUUUUCAGAACUCAUACUUUGCCAUUAAAUUUAAGCAACAUUAUUUUUACUACUGCAUGCACUUUCAAUUUUACUUUUUUUUAAGUGCCCUGCAAUAUAUACACUGUAUAUAACUUUCAAAAAGCACAUAAUUUUGUUAGCCUUUACUAAUUCUAUUAAUGCUCCCACAAGUAAUUUUUGUACUGCAGCUAGAGCUUCAGCUAGUAUUGUACAGAACUUCUGUAACAGCUCCAAGAUUGAUGAUUUACAAAGUAUUGCUCUGAUGUCGUAAACGAGAAGCUGUGAAUGACUUAUACAAGCUCUCUUCUGGGAUUGUUGAAAAACACUCUGACUACAUUCAAGCUUGCAAAGUAAGUCUCCUUAUCUCUCACACAUAGAAGAGACUGUAUAUAAUUCCGCUCACACCCUAAGAGAGUUAUACUCGCAUCAGAUGUACCUAUAAUCAUCAAAUAUUGUCAAAGUCUGCUAAAGCGGACGUCACCAAGUACAUCGAUCAACUCAAAUUCAGCGUAGCCAUAAAUAUUACAGAAUUGCUACUGCAUGGAAAAAUAUUAUCAGAAUAUACCACAAGCUGCAGUACUGCCACGAAAUUGAGAAUUUGUAUGUGGAAGAGGACCACAGUCUUUCUCAACUCACUUCAGAACCAGUACCAAUUGAGAGUGCCACUAAAGAGAAAUCUCAUCUUGCUUUUUUUGAUCUCUGGGUCAAAGGUUACCCAGGAUUUUAUGCUAAAUGUGAUGUUCGUAGAUUUGACUAUUUCCUAACGAUUUCUUCAUCUCAUUUCUCUCACAGCUUUUCAUGAAAACAAAGCUUGCCAACAAGCCACAGGCUCUCUAUAAUAACCUCUGAAUAUUGAUUUUCUGAUUCUUCUACUUCUUCGAUUGCAGAGGUUCAAUUAUGCUGCCAAUCCUCGCUGACCUGUGUAGUGUACAUGUAUACUUGGUAUGCAGGCUUAUGAAGAAUGGAGUGGGUGUAUUUGUCGAUAUGCUUAAAGACGCUGAUAGGAAAGAACUGAUAGCGAGAAGUGGCAACAAAACAUAAAAUGUGCUAACACUCUGCAUCUAGUUAUUCAGAAUGUUGUGGAAAUAAAUUGAUUUCUGUACUGCCUUCUGUUUUUACCUUCUUGAUCCGAGCAAUCUCAAGGAUGGAUGAAACUUUUACGAAUGCUAGAAAUGCAUCUAAAUAUGCUCUAAGAGAUAUUGAUGAAGCAUUAGCAGAAGGCACUAAGCGAGUCAUGGAAAGAAGGAUAUGCUUCUCUAUUCCGAUGAAAGGAUGGUCAUCCCAAAAGAUGGACUGGAUCUACAUAUUACUGGAGCACUGAUUAACUUACCGAUAAAGACAUAAAAUGCUCCACUUCAAUCAACAUUGGAUCAGCUCACACACAGAUUAAUUUGUUGUUUCUGAUGUGUGAGUCCAUGAUCGACUCUGCUUUGAACUGCUUAGGAAUGAAACGAAGCAUCCUUCCCUGGUGACAUUGCUAAGAAAUAAUUCGACUGUGAAUAUCUCAAAAACCCACCUGGAAAAUGUUGGUAGAUGCUCUUGUAGUCAACCUACAAUUGGAUUGUCCAACGAAACAAGUCAAAUCUCACAAGAGCACAACGUGCUUCUACACAAGAAAAGCAUUAUCGAAAACAAUCAUCUGUCCGUCCUGACGAUAAAAUUUUCUCCAAUCAUUUGCUGCCAUCAUUGGCUCUCGUUGGCAGUGUCUUACAUUUCCCCUCUCCCUCACUUCUGAAAACAUUGUGAGCAUCAAGAGAGAGACAACCAGAUGACAAGCACUCGUCAUGCUACAUGGUCAUACACUUUCCGUGUUUCAUAUCUGUACCACAUUAUGUGUAGAUUUAACUGCAUGCAUUCACAUACUGUAGAUAUAGCUGUUCAAUCCAAUUAACACAUGUUUGUGUCACUGAACUUUCAGAACUCAUGCCUUGCCACUUAAGCAAUACUGCUGCACUUCCAAUUGUCAUUUUUUCUACUGAUAUAAUUAUAUGCAACAUCUUACGUCCUUCAAAAUUAGCACAUUUUUGUUACUAGCUACUGUACAGUUAUUCUAAUGUUGUCAAUUCUGACAUGAAUGAAAUGAAUUUUUGCACUCAGU
Messenger RNA from Halichondria panicea, 12036 nucleotides. RefSeq lists its product as uncharacterized. The record is from RefSeq and is a predicted model, not a curated record. Gene Ontology annotation, biological process: signal transduction. Gene Ontology annotation, molecular function: protein binding. The transcript is spliced from 10 exons. The coding region runs from base 135 to 7202 and encodes 2355 amino acids. NCBI's taxonomy places the organism in Eukaryota, Metazoa, Porifera, Demospongiae, Suberitida, Halichondriidae.